This is a messenger RNA of Myotis davidii, 2005 nucleotides long. It is a transcript of the gene GPBP1L1, whose product is annotated as GC-rich promoter binding protein 1 like 1. Bases 499 to 1923 code for a protein of 474 amino acids. Gene Ontology annotation, biological process: positive regulation of DNA-templated transcription; DNA-templated transcription. Gene Ontology annotation, molecular function: RNA binding; DNA binding. Gene Ontology annotation, cellular component: nucleus. The transcript is spliced from 11 exons. NCBI's taxonomy places the organism in Eukaryota, Metazoa, Chordata, Mammalia, Chiroptera, Vespertilionidae. The record is from RefSeq and is a predicted model, not a curated record.
AUUUCCCUUGCAAGUCCACCUUUCUUUCUAGUGAUGCCCUUGUUAUGAACAGUGUUUGUACUCACUGUGCAAAUAUCAAUGUAUUAUCUAUUUAAACAACAUCAUAGACCCAUCACUCAAGGAAGUUGAAUGAGGUGAACAUAGACAUAGGUCUUUCCCCUUCCCCCCAUUUUUAAAUGUAACAAAUACUUUUUUUAUCUUCCUCCUCCCCCUCCCCUCCCCCCUUUUCCCUUUUGAAAACCGUGUCAGGAACUAGGUAGUUUAAGAUGAGCAAUUGAGGGGACUGAGAGAGUGAUCCACACAGAGCCUGGCUUCUUUGUGCUUCAUCAUAAGGUGUGCUGCUGGUCAGCCUUAUUAAGCACCCUUCUAACGAGAACCUCGUGGAAAUCCAGCUGGCAGACUCAAGGAGUUCAGGAAACAGGACCACAGAGGUUACACUCUGGGAUCCUGGCCAUGAGGUUGAUGCCUCACCUUGCUGAAAAGAGACACUGGACCUAAAUGGCGCAGCAUGACUUUGUUCCUGCUUGGCUAAAUUUUUCAACACCACAGGCAGUUAAGUCACCUACAACCACCUUUGAAAAACACGGAGAGCACCUACCCCGAGGAGAUGGUAGAUUUGGAGUAAGCCGUCGUCGACAUAAUUCCUCUGAUGGCUUUUUUAACAAUGGACCUCUACGAAUUACAGGAGAUUCCUGGCACCAGCCCUCUCUGUUUCGCCAUGAUUCUGUGGACUCGGGUGUCUCUAAGGGAGCAUAUGCUGGAAUCACAGGAAACCUAUCUGGUUGGCAUGGCUCUUCCCGUGGUCAUGAUGGCAUGAGCCAGCGUAGUGGGGGUGGCGCAGGAAACCAUCGCCACUGGAAUGGCAGCUUUCACUCCAGGAAAGGCUGUGCCUUUCAGGAAAAGCCACCUGCAGAGAUUAGGGAAGAAAGGAAAGAAGACAAGGUGGAAAAGUUGCAGUUUGAAGAGGAAGACUUCCCUUCUUUGAAUCCAGAAGCUGGCAAACAGAAUCAGCCAUGCAGACCUAUUGGGACCCCUUCUGGAGUGUGGGAAAACCCACCUGGUGCCAAACAAACCUCCAAAAUGCUAGUUAUCAAAAAAGUUUCCAAAGAAGAUCCUGCUGCUGCCUUCUCUGCUGCAUUCACCUCACCAGGAUCUCACUAUGCAAAUGGGAACAAAUCAUCCAACCUGGUUCCAAGUGUCUAUAAGAACCUGGUUCCUAAGCCUGCACCGCCUCCUUCCAAGCCCAGUGCAUGGAAAGCUAACAGAAUGGAACACAAAUCAGGAUCCCUUUCCUCUAGCCGGGAGUCUGCUUUUACCAGUCCAAUCUCUGUUACCAAACCAGUAGUACUGGCUGGUGGUGCAGUUUUAAGCUCUCCCAAAGAGAGUCCCUCCAGCACCACUCCUCCCAUUGAGAUCAGCUCCUCUCGUCUGACCAAGUUGACCCGCCGAACCACCGACAGGAAAAGCGAGUUUCUGAAGACUCUGAAGGAUGACCGGAACGGAGACUUCUCAGAGAGCAGAGACUGUGACAAGCUGGAGGAUUUGGAGGACAACAGCACACCUGAACCAAAGGAAAAUGGAGAGGAAGGCGGUCAUCAGAAUGGUCUCCCUCUCCCUGUAGAGGAGGAAGGGGAGGUCCUCUCACACUCACUGGAAGCAGAGCACAGGCUGUUGAGAGCAAUGGGAUGGCAGGAGUACCCUGAAAACGAUGAGAAUUACCUCCCCCUCACGGAGGAUGAGCUGAAGGAGUUCCAUAUGAAGACAGAGCAGCUGAGAAGAAAUGGCUUUGGGAAGAAUGGCUUCUUGCAAAGCCGCACUUCUAGCCUGUUCUCCCCUUGGAGAAGCACGUGCAAAGCAGAGUUUGAGGAUUCAGACACAGAAACCAGUAGCAGUGAAACAUCAGAUGACGAUGCCUGGAAGUAGGCACAUAAAUGUUCACAGUUAAAUCUGACCCAUAAACUCAGCUUGUGUGCUUACGGAGAAUACAAAAAAACCUUUUCCUUUU